Molecule: messenger RNA, 3092 nt
Organism: Haliotis rubra (blacklip abalone)
Lineage: Eukaryota; Metazoa; Mollusca; Gastropoda; Lepetellida; Haliotidae
Product: solute carrier family 22 member 4-like
Exons: 12
Coding region: 1165-2769 (534 amino acids)
Biological process (GO): transmembrane transport
Cellular component (GO): membrane
Molecular function (GO): transmembrane transporter activity
Source: RefSeq, a predicted model, not a curated record
AACACCGAGGUAUUACCAUUACAUAGCUUACUGACAUGUAGCAGUUCGUAGUGAUUUGUUAGGUUGCGCUUUUCCAACACAGACUGUGACCAUGACACAUGCGCAGUGAGUUCCUCUCAGAAUGCUUCUUGUAGCUGUAGCAGGACUUCCAGUGAGAGUUGUUAGCUAGUAGCUCUCCCUGUGUUCUAUGUAGUCAAUCGAUGUGUGAUACCAUACUCCGCGCUCAACGUUCUCCAAGCUGCUUGCGUUGGGAAUACCACUAGGCAGGGUGAUACAGCCAACUUUUGCCCGUACGUUCUGACAUAAUUAGCUGGUAAUCUCUGGAUACAGGACAAAUCGUAAAGAAUCAUCACCAACUUUAUGUCAUCCUAGAUGCCCACGUGAAGAGAGCACCCUUUGGUGGCACCCUGAGGCAGAAGAAGGCACUGCUAUCAGCUGUAGUGUUUACCUUUCUAGCAAGAACCACUCCAUUCAUUAGUUGGUGUUGACAUUCAACUCGUGGAACUUUCUCCAGUACUAUUGAAGUCCUUCCUCCAAGGAAUAUUUUCAAAAUGCUUGGUGGAAAUUGAUCAUGACGGGCCCGGCUAUAAAGAACAGGAGGGGAAAGAGAAAAAUCAAUUGUUCCCAAAUUACGAUUUAAAUUCAAUUUGGGUUCCCUCAGACGUUUAAGUCUGGAUAUAUUCAGUAGUUUGGACGUUUUGACCUUCACGAGAAGACACGAGUGUCUAAUGCUGGGUUCCUGUUCAGCGGUCUCAUGGGAGCUCGCGAUUCCUCCAAUAAAGUCUAGUUAUCUCAAACGGAAUUCAAGUCAGCAUCCGACACAGAUCCCGGAGUAAGACGGCAUUGUGAAUGGCUGGAUUCUAAUGCCAGUGGCUCUCAAUAUAGUGUGUGAUUGAAACCAGGAGAAAUUGGACGUUUUGUUAUAUGUCCUGUGAACGGAUUAUAAUUCUCAUAGGUUCUGGGCCACAUAGAGGAUAUUUCCAUCUGAUCGAUAUAUCCCUCCUGCUGCAUCAUUACUUGACAUGGAGUCAGUGAAUCGAGAUGGGCAUACAUGGGCGACAUCACGAGCACCGUUGUAGCAGAUAUGGUUGUGUGUUGUAUUCUGGGAUACUUUCAUAAGAAGCAAGAAAGCAGUUACCUCGGUGACACCAGCACCUGCACAGUAUGGAGGAUGGGAGCGCUCAGGCCCUCGAAGUCAUCAUUAGUCAGAGUGAUCAGUUUGGCUUCUUCCAGAAACGUACCUUCAUCGCCACAAGUUUCCUACAAGCAAUAACAGUCUCCGUUCUUGUGUACACGUGCGUGGCCACCCCGGAACCCUCCACAGAUGACCCAUGUCCAAUGGCCAGUACUAAUGGGGCGGAGCCACUCAAUGGGACAUUUACACCCUUCAAUGAAACAGUUACUGUGGCAACCACACAUAUUGCCCACAGCAGCAAGGCAUGUUCCUCCACGGACACCGGCAGCUAUAUAUUCAUCCUGACUCUUCAUGUGCCAAAGUGGUUGCGCCCCCUUGAUGGCUGGACCUUGUCCGAGUACACCUUAUUCGGCCAGGUGUCGGGUGUAAUCGUGGGAUCUCUGCUUGGAGCAUUUCUUGGCGACGUGUUUGGCCGGAGAAAACCCAUGUUCGUGUACUUUAUACUGAUGCUCGUCUUCCAUAUUCUGACGGGAGUAGCUGCCUCCUGGCCGGUCUUCGUUGUCUUCCGUAUCAUAGUGGGCCUGGCAGCAGGAGCGUUCCUUGUCGUGAGUGUGGUGACACCGAUGGAGUGUAUUGGGCAGGACUGGCGGGACGUGUGUAUAUGUUCGGGCAUGUGGACAAUGGGUGUGGUCUUUCUCUCCCUAGAGACUCUCAUUACGGAGAACUGGCGGUAUUUGGCGUUUCUGUCCGGCGCCAUUGGAACCCCAUUUAUAGGAACAUAUUACCUUGUGCCAGAAAGUGCUAGAUGGUUGCUAUGCCAACAACGCUUCAAAUCAUCAGAAGCUGGAAUUAGGGAAAUGAUAUCUUGUAAUGAGCACGCGGUGCCGGGAGUGACGUCACUGCUGGACAGAGCAAGGGCCUCUGUUGUCGGGCACAUGCAUCACAAGAAAUACACAUACUUAGACUUGUGUCAUUCCGUCGACCGUAUUAAGUGGACUAUAGCCUUAGUGUAUGUAUGCUUGGUUGCGUCGACUGUAUAUUUUUGCCUUGCUGAGAAAACACGGAGAAUAACUGGGAACGUAUAUGUAGAUAGAUUCCUUCCAUAUAUCGUCGACCUUCCGCUAACCUGGUCGGCAGUCGUUGUGAAUAAAUGCCUUGGGCGACGUUGGUGUCUGUUUUUAUAUGCUGUGGCGUCCGGCUUUGCGUCUCUGUCUAUCAUCGUCCUAGACAUGACUGGUAAUCUGCAGUCCAUGCCAAACAUGAUGAAAGGCUUGGCAGUAUUUGGAAAACUCGGGGUGACCGCGACACUCUCCCUCCUCGCCAUUUCAGCUGUAGAGAUGUUCCCCACUGUUAUACGAUGCAUGGGCACAGCGAUUGCUUUGCUGUCUACAGCAACUGGGGCAAUCAUAUCAAAACAGUUCAAGUUUUUGCGGGUUUUCCAGGAGGUGCAGGAUGAAAACCACUACACAGUGCCUUUCCUGGUGUACGGCGGCAUGAUGAUCACGGUCGGCUUUGCUGCCCUCUUCCUGCCAGAGACACUCGGGCGUCCACUUCCAAAUAUCCUGCCCUGUCGUCAUCGAAAGAUUCCAUUACAAGAAGGAACAAGGCUUGUGAACACAUGGGAUACCUUGUAGUUACGAGACAUUUGUGUGAAAAGGACGAGUAAAGGAUUACUGAUAUCAAAUGUUGAUAUCAUGCUGCAUUGCAUUACACAGAGGUGUGUGUGGUCACACUGAAACAUUACCUUCGAUUGUGUCGAGAUUUGCAUGAUGGUAUUCUUUGAUGCUGAAGACAUUGGUGUCGACAACAACCACCGAAACAAACCGAUAUAGUGUUCGAUGAUGUUAAAUGAAUGUCUUGAGGGAUAACAUGACAUAAUUAUGUAUUCAACUCAUAGUUCGACUGUGUUCCGAUUGUUGUGGAACGAUGAAGAAUAAAAAGAACCAUUUAUUGUGAA